GUUCGAGACUGACCAAUCAUUUUACUCAGAUGACUCACGAUUCUGAUUCGGGACCAGCCCUGCUGGGCGUGGCAGCCAGCUAUGACCGCUGCAAUAGGGCAGACAGUAGCAUGUUCAACCAUUCUCAAAUUGUGGAGCAGGAGCUGCAUCCCAAACGCAACGAGGGCACCUCCAGCAAGCAGCCAGACGUGACUCAAACAGAGAAGUUGCGCAUGCUGCUGCACGGCUUGUAAGUGCUCUUGUCUGUGGCCUUGCUGGGUUAGCAUAUCUAGCAUAUCUACUGAGCACCUGUAGCACCUGCAGGGGCAGUGAGGCAUACCGGGUGACCACGUACCUGUGGGUGGCAAAAUCUCCAUCCUUAGUGCUGGAGGACGGCAGCUUGGUUCAGGACUGGGACAAUGCACCGCCGGUUCAUUCAAUUGGGCUAGAAUGGCUCCGCUCUAUGCCAGAUGAAGUGGUGAUAUGGUGCGCCUCUGUUUUUUUUGUUGGGUUGGGUUGGGGGCACAUGCUAACCCUCUUCCACAGGUACUUGACAUCGUUCAGGAAUGUAGGGCCCAAAACGGCCGGGUGUAUCAAGCUGUUGCAGCUAGGUCGACAGGUAUUGCUUUUAUGAGCUUUUGUGUGUGAGCCUCGGUUAACAUCCUUAAGCAGGAGCUUCCGGUAGAUGUCAACGUGCAACGGAUCAUGACCAGGCUUUCAGUCCUGAGCCCCAACCUUUCUCAGGACAAGGCCAACGAGGCCAUGUCCGGGCUCUUGAAUCAUAUGGGCUUGCUCGAGGAGGACUUGUAUAACCUUCACAACCAACUCAUAACGUUUGGCAAGGUAAGUGGGUAAUCAUACUAAUCAUACACCAACGCAAGGUCUUGACAUUCAUUCCCUGCAGGUUGUGUGCACGGAAAGAAAGCCUAGAUGCCACAUCUGCAGUCUCAACUCUGCGGGCAUAUGCAAUUUCAAAGAAGUGCGGGACAUUGAGGACAUUGCGGGCCGGGCUGGGCUAGCUGGGCUAGCUGGGCAGGGGCAGGGGUCCGGGGUUGGAGUUUCCACUC
Molecule: messenger RNA, 1046 nt
Organism: Chlamydomonas reinhardtii
Lineage: Eukaryota; Viridiplantae; Chlorophyta; Chlorophyceae; Chlamydomonadales; Chlamydomonadaceae
Exons: 1
Coding region: 30-233 (67 amino acids)
Source: RefSeq, a predicted model, not a curated record